AUGCAGGUUGUCUCACGAAGAUCUGACAUAUGGAAUAACUUUUUGUAUUCAAUAUUUAUGUUCGAACACCGACCCUCAUGCCGCGUUUCUGUCGGUCCAACGGUCAUCACGGCGCGAGUGGCAGUCCGGUCAAUACAGCUGUUUGUUGCCCGACGGGGGUUACCCACCGACGUGUAUACCGAUUGUGGCACGAAUUUUAUCGAGGCCAAUAAACAGUUACACGCGUUGAUUAAUAGUGCAGAUGGUAAAGUAGCCUUAGCCAAUGCGCGUACCGCUUGCGAGUGGCAUUUUAAUCCGCCAAGCGCCCCGCAUUUCGGGGGCUUGUGGAAGGCGGCGGUUUGUUCAACAAAAAGAUUGUUGACCCGGGUAAUCGGUGUUCAUUUGUUCACAUACGAGGAGUUAACCACUGUACUAACACGUAUAGAGGCCGUGUUGAAUUCUCAGUCAUUAACUCCAGCGUCUAGCGAUCCCCACGACCUUGAGUGUUUGACGCCGGGGCAUUUUUUGACUGGCCAACCAUUGUUAGCCGUACCACUGCGGUCGAGUGCCGACGAAAAACGUAACCUCCGGGAUAGAUGGAAAUUGCUCGACCAAUGCCACCAGGCUUUUUGGCGACGUUGGUCAGCCGAAUACUUGACCACGCUUCAGGAGCGACCUAAGUGGACUCGCAAUGUGCCUAAUUUAGGCGUCAAUGAUAUGGUGGUAAUAAUCGACAAUAAUAGUGCUCCCCUAAUGUGGUGGCUUGGUCGUGUGAUGAAGUGUUACCGGGGGAUGACGGUACAGUACGUGUCGCCAAGGUGUUGA
Messenger RNA from Aphis gossypii (cotton aphid), 804 nucleotides. RefSeq lists its product as uncharacterized. The transcript has a single exon. The record is from RefSeq and is a predicted model, not a curated record. The coding region runs from base 1 to 804 and encodes 267 amino acids. NCBI's taxonomy places the organism in Eukaryota, Metazoa, Arthropoda, Insecta, Hemiptera, Aphididae. Gene Ontology annotation, molecular function: nucleic acid binding.